GUUUCAUACCUCGACAGACAGAACAGCCAGACAGAUAGACGCCUUGCUGCCUCUUAGACGACCUUUACAACAAUCUUUUAUUUCUCAUUGUUGCUACUUCUUCUUCUUCUUCUUCUUCUUCUUCUUCUUCUUCUUCCUCUUCUUCCUCUUCCUCUUCCUCUUUCUCUUAUUAUCUCUCUCUCCCUUCUCCCUUGUCCCGACGACCGACCACCUGUUGACCAACCCGUCGGUGCCUCAUACCGACUCCGUCUCUCGCAUAGGACACCCUGUCUGUCUUCCGAACCAUUGUACAGAAUUUCGGCCUGCCCUUGCGUCCCACCCUCUUCUUACUCUUGUUUUCUUUUUCAUCCACCCCUCAGUCUAAGGUCUGCCUCGAUUUGCAACCCCGACUGUGCGUGCUUGGCUCCAGGACGGCCGGCUGAUCGCAUUGACCGUGUUCGCGCUGCUCUUCCCGAGUAUAUAUCCACGGCGUCUGUUCCCCGACCCAUCUCCCUCUUAGCCUGAAACCGACCCUUUUUGCCACGCUGGAUUACCACGCCUCCCUCUUUAACCCUCCGUCGGUCAGCCUUACCACCGCGAUCUGAUCCAACAGUCGCGUACUGGGGCACCCGACCACCCCGUCCAGCUCCAAUCUAAUUGGCCUCUCGCGUCGUCUCAUUGACGCUCACGCAAACCUCUCUUCUCUCCAUUCAAGAUGGGACGCAGAAAGAUUGAGAUCAAGGCGAUCAAGGAUGACAGAAAUCGCUCUGUCACCUUUUUGAAACGGAAAGGAGGCCUGUUCAAAAAGGCCCAUGAGUUAUCCGUGCUCUGUUCCGUCGAUGUUGCCGUCUUCAUCUUCGGGAGCAACAAGAAGCUCUACGAAUAUUCCUCAACCGAUAUGCGAGAACUGAUCACAAGAUAUACAUAUCAUGGUGGCGUCAAUGAGCACAAAGGACCUUCCGACUUCAACGGUGGUGAAGAUGACGACGAUGACGAUAUCGAGGGUACACCGCCUCACGGCCACGAGGGCUCAGUCGAACCUCAAAUGAUCCCCCAACAUUUCCAGGGUCAGCCGCCCUUCCCGCACUUGAGACAUCAUACACCAUCCGCUUCUCCUCCCAUCAACGGCAUGCAGUUCAUUCCGAGAGGCCAUACUCCUCAGCCUCAGAUGAUCCCCCGCCCAUCAUCGCGGAAUGACCGAAUCCCACCGAAUGUCACUCAAGCCGGUGCCCCAGUCUCCCAACCUGUUAUGAACGGAUACGCGUACGUACCACAACCAGCAGCCUACAACCACCCUCCCCAGUCUUCGCUGCAACAUGGACCGCCACCCGCUCCAGCGCAAUAUUAUCCCGCCGCGACACAUCCACCUCAGAUCCCCGCGUACAUAGAAGAGGCACGUCGCUCAGCCGGCACCCCCAAUUAUCCACCUCCGCAACCGCCGGCACGGCCGCCGCCUCAGCCUUCGCCCCCUCAAGUUCACGUCCAACAGCUGCCUCCUCAACCCGUGCCGCAUACGUCCCCUCCUCAGCCAUCGAACACGCAUCUUGAAGUUCCUAUUGCCGUUCCCCAGAAGCAUCCUCACGUACAAGUGCAGCACAUGCCAGACCCCCCCGCACAAUCCCUUGCACCCAUGGAUCCACCCAGAUCAGACCGGUUACAUGACCGUCCUGCUCAACCUGGCCUCGAUACAUCCAUCAUCAGAAGGCUUCCCCGAGGUAAUCAGUCGGGCAGUAUCUUCACUCCUAUUGAUAACAAUCAAUCCAUCUUAGAUCAAGUACUUGACUCGUUUCACACCGACGCCCAGGUGAAAGAUGAGGCAAGUAGCCGGGCACAAUCAGUUGAUGUCGGCGCCGUAUCACGGAUUAAGUCGUCUAAUUCGCCCCCCAUCCCCCAGCGUUCCAAUACAGGCGCCGGCUUCAUCAAGGCUCGCGGUUCUGUGUCGAAUGCUCCCGAGGGAGGCUUCACACCCCCAUCCCGCUCGAACAGUCUGAAGAUAGAGGGCGCUUCGAGGCCGCGGCUCCGGGUCCAGAUUCCAGAUGAGGCUUCUGAUGCCGGCAGCAAUACCGGAGAGCCUGCUACUACUACCUCACCUCGAGUUACAGCAGAUGCCUCGGCUCAACCUCCGCGGCGCAACGGGGUCGAUGCUCCCAGGCUACCUCCACCAUCUCCCUCGGCAACAUCAAUCCUUUCUGCGGGUGCCACUGGCCCUCCCAAUCCAUUUGCCAGACCAGCCCCCCAGACCCAUACUACCGGCAUGAACAUCGACACGCCCGUCUCAGCACUCCCGUCACGAUUCCUCAACAACGAGUAUCUCCCUAGCCCUAGCAGCUUCUAUCCCGAGUGGGGUUUCCGAGGUGACAACAGCAACACGUUACCGAGUCCUUUGAAUUUCGCUACCCCGGUGGCCGGUUCAGGGCCCUCUUUUCUAAGGGAUGAAAGUGGACCAAGCGCUGCGAAGAGGAAAAGCCCUGAUAUCAGCACAGCCGGCCCCCAUUCAGAAAAUCACGAAGGCUUUGAACCUAAGCGCAUCAAGGUCGAUGGCUGAAUCCUAUCACACUUACCUGGACCCUUACCACUCAAUGUUUUAAAUCACUUAAUAUCUCGCCUUCCUCACUCCUUGAGAGGCAUUUGAUAAUGGGAAGUCAGCGCGCUGUCAUCAUCGACAUGCCUAUGGCGAAUGUACAUGGAUUUGACCGAACGAAGAGGGCAUUUGAUGGAAUCGAACUUUUGUUUUCUCUGGAUACAG
Xylaria bambusicola is the source of this 2725-nucleotide messenger RNA. RefSeq lists its product as uncharacterized. The coding region runs from base 695 to 2524 and encodes 609 amino acids. Lineage: Eukaryota; Fungi; Ascomycota; Sordariomycetes; Xylariales; Xylariaceae. Gene Ontology annotation, biological process: positive regulation of transcription by RNA polymerase II. Gene Ontology annotation, molecular function: protein dimerization activity; RNA polymerase II cis-regulatory region sequence-specific DNA binding; DNA-binding transcription factor activity, RNA polymerase II-specific. The record is from RefSeq and is a predicted model, not a curated record. The transcript has 3 exons.